Molecule: messenger RNA, 1823 nt
Organism: Lolium rigidum
Lineage: Eukaryota; Viridiplantae; Streptophyta; Magnoliopsida; Poales; Poaceae
Product: KH domain-containing protein At1g09660/At1g09670-like
Exons: 7
Coding region: 411-1292 (293 amino acids)
Biological process (GO): regulation of mRNA splicing, via spliceosome
Cellular component (GO): nucleus
Molecular function (GO): mRNA binding
Source: RefSeq, a predicted model, not a curated record
GUUUGUCUCUUCCCCUCUCUCCUCCCUUCUCCCACCCACCCCUGCUCCCCUCCUCCUCUGCGGGUGUGUUGUGGAGGGGAGGAAGAGCAAGAACCAAGAGCUGCUGCCAACGCCGCACAGCCUGGGCUCUCCGAUCAUUGAUUGCCCAUCUAUUACCUUCCUCUUCUGUGAUAUACAAUCCCAUCUAUCCCUUAUAUAUAUCUCCUCCUGGUUCUUGCUAAUCUCUCCUCUUUUUAGAUUUCGGGGCUUCAGGAUAGCCCCUUCUUUGUGCCGUAGCUUUGCUAAGUAGUUGCUGUUCUUGGGUUUCUUAGUUGCUUUGGCUCUCCGAUUUUCUGGGUCCACGGUUUCUUUGUCCUUCCACCAAAUCUUGCAAUCUUGUUUGAGUUAUUCUGGGCUGUUUUUUCGCCGUCAUGGACGAUAGGAUUCCGCCUCCUUCUCACUUGCAGUAUUCACCCUCUCCUGUCCAUCAUUCUUCGCCUCAUCAUCACCACCUCAAUUCCAUGAGGUAUUCUGCCUCUGACAGAGAAAGAUAUCUGGCUGAGUUGCUUGCUGAGAGGCAGAAAUUAGCCCCAUUUGUUCAAGUUCUUCCCUUCUGUACCAGGCUCUUGAACCAAGAGAUUUUACGGGCAUCUUCUAUGCCACCUAACCAUAAUUUUGUUGAUGCCGAGAGAAUCGAGCAUGGUAGCCCAUUAAGGUUACCUGGCCACCCAGUGAAUGGUCAGCCAAUGGAUCUGGAGGGAUGGCCAGGAAGGCAAACAGAGCAUAUGGGAGUUCUGCAAGCAUCACCAAUGAGCUGGAAUGGUGCUCCACCACAUUCUGGUACCCCUGUUGUCAAGAAACUCGUGAGGCUAGAUGUACCUGUGGACAAGUAUCCUAACUUCAACUUUGUUGGCCGUUUAUUGGGGCCACGAGGAAACUCCCUGAAACGAGUUGAAGCUACGACCCAGUGUAGGGUUUAUAUUCGUGGACGUGGUUCAGUAAAAGAUUCUGUGAAGGAAGAGAAGCUGAGAGAUAAGCCUGGGUAUGAGCACCUCAACGAGGCACUGCAUGUGCUUGUGGAAGCAGAGUUUCCAGCUGAUAUUAUUGAUUCGCGUCUAAACCAGGCUGUGACCAUCCUAGAAGAUCUUCUCAAGCCAAUUGACGAGUCCAUGGACUACUACAAGAAGCAGCAGCUGAGAGAGCUGGCCAUUCUAAAUGGCACUCUGAGAGAGGAGAGCCCAAGCCCCCACCUUAGCCCCAGUGUCUCCCCAUUCAACUCAACUGGCAUGAAGCGUGCGAAAACGGGUCGGUGAUCCGGAGUUGGUCUCUGAUAGAAAAAAAAAAAAACUGGUCGCGAUUCGAUGAUGUGUGAUGAGAAGCUGAUGCUGUACUGCUGGAGAUGAUUGGUGUCGCAUACGCUGGGAUGAUCAUCAGUGCUGGCCUAUGCCUGUCAUGAUCUGCGCACUUUACCAACCGUAUGAGUGAAAGACGGUCCGUGGGUGGUGAAUGAUGAUGGUCUCGGCGGGGUUGAUGUUUGACGCUGUUCCAAUUAUUUAUUCUUUGUGCAAUCUGACCUUUGAGAAAUAUUAACAUUAAUUAUUGGUUUGGGCAAGUUUAACAAGGCCAGUUGGCCAAAGCUGGGAUUCGUCCAAGUGUCGGACAAUAAUUAGUCGGUCGGUCAGGUAUUGUUUAUGCCUGGAAGAAAAUAGCUGUAUUAUCAUAAUGCUGUGUCAAGUGCUGAUGCUUUUGUGUGUGCGUGUGCCAGUGGUACGAGACAACCAGACAAAGCAUUGCUGGGAGACAGGCAAGCUCUGUUAAUGAUGAUCAUUUGCAUUCAUAUUUUU